CUGAUGCGUUCCAUCGUCUCGUUUCAAAACAUGGCGGCAAAGGAUUUGACAGUUACAGAGGAAUGGAUACGUGAGAAACUACAAUUACACCACAAAGUUUUAGCUGAUGUCCGAACACUGUGCCUGCCUGGUAACAUCGAGGGGAAAAUAAGUAAUUUAGGAAUAUCGCUGAAGAAGUUCGUGCGAUUGAAGACAUUAGACUUGUCUUACAAUGCGCUUGUCUCGGUGUCAGGUCUUGAGCACCUGAAAGUGCUGGAAAGGCUGAAUUUGUACUUCAACAAGAUAUCAGCCUUUCAAGAGGUCAUGACCCUGUCCAAACUGAAGAGCCUAAGAGAGCUGGACCUGAGACUCAACCCUCUGGUCAAGAAGCACCCAGAAUACCGCCUGCACUUGGUGCAUGCACUCUGCCAAUUGCGGAAACUUGAUGACUGCCCAGUAAGGGAUCGAGAGCGUAAAGCUGCCAUCAUGCAUUUCACCUCUGAUGUGGAGCUGGAGCACAAGCAGAAAACCAGUUGCAUCAACAGCCUCUCAGACCAAAGGAGCAGUGAUCUGAGAAUGGCAGCAUUUUACAGGCUGACCAAAAGUCUGGCUCUGCCGGAUGGCAAUGAGGAGGCUGCAGUGAACCACAUCAACCGCAGGAACCGGGCUCAGGUGACGACUCAGCCAGACGCACAGACAGAACCGCAGUCUUCUCUGGCGCAGGAAAUACCUGAUGAAGUCAUAUACUUGGUCAAUGAUUAUGAUUCUGACUCCUUCCUUCAAACACAGGAUGGUGUAAAGCCAGCCUUCAGACAUGCACAGUGUGUUGAUGCCUCUCGUGUCCAGCCAAGCAUUCAGCCACGCAGAAAAGGGUCUCUGACCAAUGGUGGACCUUUAGGGCUUGCCAGUAAUAGACCCAGAGUGACUUUUGCAGACGGCUAUGUCAAGGGAUCCCACAGCAUACACCCAGUGCCGGCUACCCAUGGGACGAAGCCGUCGCAGCUCAGAAUCCCAGCUACGGCAGUGUUCACACCGGACCCCAGAAUCACCUUGCCUUCUAGAAACGUCUAUGUAGGAGAUGGUCAGCUGGCCUCCACACAGCAUGCAUCCCCACCCAGUCCUGCGAGGCAGAGCAGUCUGGACGUUGGCGACCUCUCUCCCCAGGCACACCGCCUGUCCAGCAGGAGGGCGGAGGACGAGGCCUGCCCUGAGCAAGAGGCCGCCAGACCACAGAGGGAUAGCUACAGGAAGCCCCUUGACCUGCUGCUCAGCAUGGUGCACGAGCACUGGACCACUGGCAAUAGUGACCCACAACACUAUAAGACAUUCUUCACGCGGGCCGUGCAGGUGCUGUCCCUGAUGGAGCGGGAGCUGGCGGGCAGGGACAAGGAGGCGCAGACUCUCAGCGAGGAGGUGCAGGCCCUUAAUGCCCAGGCUGUGGCUCGGGAGGAAAGGCACAGAUUUGAGAUUCAGGAGCUCUCCAUCCAGCUAGAGAAAGCACACAACUCCGUUGAGAGCCUCGAUGAGCAGCUGAGGAAUGUGUUGGAGGAGAACGUGUGUCUGCAGAAACAGCUCAUAAACCUCGAGCAGAGCAUCUUAUCAUCCAGAAUUACCAAAUUAACCAGCGCCAGCGAUAACGGUCAUUUCAGGGGAAAUAAUCAGGUUGUUUCAAAUGUGAGGCUGUUGAUGGCCUCUCCUGUGCAUCUCUGAGAGGCUGAAGCAGAAGUCACCCUCCUGCCUGACUGCAGAAACUCACAUUGUGACCUUUAAACCCACAAGUGCCUUUAUUUUUCCAAUGUGCUAGAAGGAGAUUGCAUGUUCAAAACUGGAUUGCAUGUGGUCUAUGGGAUAAGGACUGAUGAGUUAUGAACUUGUCUUCUGUGUUGAUGCUGUGAGUCAGUUAAGUUCUCCUAGACAACUGUAGUGCAAUGGAAUAUUUAUUGGUAUUUAUUUUCUGAGAGGUGGUUAUGUAGUGGAUGAUCUUUUGUAGCUUUCCUUUAUUUUUUGCCCUUUUAAAUUGUACUGGAUGAGACCACCACCAACCUGGCAUGGCUUUGAUUCAGGUGAUGGGGUUGGGGGUAUCCUCAUUAAGCCCUGUCAUGGUGUUUUAAGCACAUAUGGAUUGCAGACUUUAAUGUAACUUUGGAUGUUAACACUUGACCCAGUGGGGUAUUUUGAAUAUACAAGUAAUACUUUU
Alosa alosa (allis shad) is the source of this 2176-nucleotide messenger RNA. It is a transcript of the gene cep72, whose product is annotated as centrosomal protein 72. The record is from RefSeq and is a predicted model, not a curated record. The transcript has 14 exons. Bases 4 to 1689 code for a protein of 561 amino acids. NCBI's taxonomy places the organism in Eukaryota, Metazoa, Chordata, Actinopteri, Clupeiformes, Clupeidae. Gene Ontology annotation, molecular function: protein binding.